Paralichthys olivaceus (Japanese flounder) is the source of this 865-nucleotide messenger RNA. The record is from RefSeq and is a predicted model, not a curated record. Lineage: Eukaryota; Metazoa; Chordata; Actinopteri; Pleuronectiformes; Paralichthyidae.
GUGUCCUGGGUGUCCCUGCAGAAGAGAGGAGACUUCGGUGUCCUCAGUGCCGGUUCAGGAGGACGAGUGCUGCUGUGGACGUUGGACUCUGACCAGGGACGGUUUGUCCUGGACGCCGCCUUCGCCUUCGUGCGUCAGCAGGUCCCUCACGGAGUCAAGACUCGGGGCAGCAGCACUGUGGGCGUCACCUCCCUGGCUCUCUCUCCCUGGGACUCCGACACCUUCCUGGUCGGCUCCGAGGGCGGCCUCCUGCUCCGCUGCUCCUUCUCCUCCACGACGCCAGCCGCCGUCUCCUCCGAGGGUCAGAGCGUGACCCCGAGGGCCCCGGCCGUCUUCUCCUUCCGGCCCUGCAGCGGCCCCGUCCACUCCAUACACUGCUCCCCUUUUCACAGGAACUUGUUUGUGAGCGCGGGGACGGACGGUCUGGCCCACGUCCACUCGCUGCUGCAGGUCAACCCGCUCCUCUCGCUCAGGGUCUCCGACUCCUACGUGUUUCAGGUGCAGUGGUCUCCGACCAGACCGCUGGUGUUCGCCGCAGCCACAGGACAAGGUAAAGUGCAGAUAUUUGACCUGGGCCGCAGAUCUCUCAGACCAGCGGCCACCAUCGAGCAGGGAGGAGCCGGACACGCUGCUACGAGUCUGGCCUUCAACGCUCAGAACCCUCACCUGAUGGCCGUGGGAAACACGGACGGAACGGUCGGCGUUUGGCAGCUGAGCGCCGACCUGUCGGAGCAGAGCCCGAGAGAGAGCAGCCAGCUGGAGCAGAUCGCCAACCAGGUGGCUGAGUAACGUCCGGACAGUUUCCUGCUCCUGUGAUGGUGUCGAGUGUGGAAGUGAAAUAAAAAGCAGCAGUUUCCAGUUGUAA